Cynara cardunculus var. scolymus (artichoke) is the source of this 531-nucleotide messenger RNA. Its product is annotated as cytochrome c oxidase subunit 6b-3. Lineage: Eukaryota; Viridiplantae; Streptophyta; Magnoliopsida; Asterales; Asteraceae. The record is from RefSeq and is a predicted model, not a curated record. Gene Ontology annotation, cellular component: respiratory chain complex IV; mitochondrion. Bases 81 to 314 code for a protein of 77 amino acids. The transcript is spliced from 4 exons.
UGGGUCUCCCGUCAAGGCCUCAACAUUUCCCCAUUUUCUGAAUCGAAGCUUCAUCUUCUUCGUUUUCUAAUCAAUCAAUCAUGGCUGAGAUCGAGUUGAAGACGGCACCGGGUGACUAUCGUUUCCCAACAACAAAUCAAAGCAGGCACUGUUUCACCCGCUAUGUAGAGUUUCACAGAUGUGUGGCAGCAAAGGGCGAUGAUGCUUCAGAAUGCGAGAAAUUUGCUAAAUUCUAUCGUUCUCUUUGCCCGGGUGAAUGGGUUGACAGGUGGAAUGAGCAGAGGGAGAAUGGGGUAUUUCCAGGUCCUCUGUGAUCUUAAGGAAGGAAAGGAGCCAUUGAAUUAUUUGUAUUUGGCUAAUAAGUUUUUUAUGGACAACUUGCUACAUCUCUCUCCAUUAUGUUGAAUGUUUCAAGUUACUGUUUCUGGUACUUGUUUGUUUUGGCACAAAAAUAUUUUAUCACCCCUCAUGAUUUCAUACUCUAUUCAUACAUUCUUUAAAGGGAGAAAGAAAUGAGCCGGUAUACGUGUG